Molecule: messenger RNA, 1511 nt
Organism: Eptesicus fuscus (big brown bat)
Lineage: Eukaryota; Metazoa; Chordata; Mammalia; Chiroptera; Vespertilionidae
Product: casein kinase I-like
Exons: 2
Coding region: 161-1222 (353 amino acids)
Biological process (GO): negative regulation of canonical Wnt signaling pathway; signal transduction; peptidyl-serine phosphorylation
Cellular component (GO): nucleus; cytoplasm
Molecular function (GO): protein serine/threonine kinase activity; ATP binding
Source: RefSeq, a predicted model, not a curated record
GGUCGCCUCGACAGCGAGGCAGUGGCGGCUACCGAGACACCAGUGGUCCAGCCCGAGAGCCCUCAGCUCAGGGGACCAGCCCAGAGGUCCGCGUCCGUCCCUCCGUCGUCCUCUCCGAGGUGUCCGGGCUAGGCCCCAGCCUCCGCCUUCGUCUCCCAAGAUGGCGAGCAGCGGCGAGUCCAAGACCGAGUUCAUUGUGGGAGGGAAAUACAAACUGGUAAGGAAGAUCGGGGCCGGGUCCUUCGGGGACAUUUAUCGGGCAAUCCACAUCACCACUGGCGAGGAGGUGGCGGUGAAGCUGGAGUCUCAGAAGGCCCGGCACCCGCAGCUGCUGUACGAGAGCACACUCUAUAAGAUCCUUCGGGGCGGGGUCGGCAUCCCCCGCACUUGGUGGUACGGGCAGGAAAAAGAGUAUAAUGUGCUGGUCAUGGAUCUUCUUGGACCCAGCCUGGAAGAUCUCUUUAAUUUCUGUUCAAGAAAGUUCAGCAUGAAAACUGUACUGAUGUUAGCUGACCAGAUGAUCAGUAGAAUUGAGUAUGUGCAUUCAAAGAACUUUAUACACAGAGACAUUAAACCCGAUAAUUUCGUAAUGGGCGUUGGGUGUUACUGUAAUAUGUGCUUAGAAUCUCCAGCGGGGAAGAGGAAAAGAAACAUGACUGUUAGUACUUCUCAGGACACACCUUUCUCCGAGUUAAACCAGUUAUACCUUAUUGAUUUCGGUUUGGCCAAAAAGUACAGAGACAACAAGACAAGGCAACACAUACCAUACAGAGAAGAUAAAGAUCUCACCGGCACGGCCCGCUAUGCUAGCAUCAACGCACAUCUUGGUAUUGAGCAGAGUCGCCGAGACGACCUGGAAUCCUUAGGCUAUGUUUUGAUGUAUUUUAAUAGAAGCAGCCUGCCAUGGCAAGGGUUAAAGUCCGCAACAAAGAAACAAAAAAAUGAGAAGAUUUGUGAAAGGAAGAUGACCACUCCUGUAGAAGUUUUAUGUAAGGGGUUUCCUGCAGAAUUUGCCAUGUACUUAAACUAUUGCCGUGGGCUGCGCUUUGAGGAGACCCCAGAUUACGCGUAUCUGAGGCAGCUGUUCCGCAUUCUUUUCAGAACCCUGGACCACCAAUAUGACAACAGAUUUGACUGGGCGGUGUUAAAGCCGAAAUCAGCACAGCAGGCAGCCUCUUCAAGUGGGAAGGGUCAGCAGGCCCAACCCCCCACAGAUUGCUAAGCACGAAACAAGGAACGCAUGAUCAGAGCAGCAUUUGUUUCUCCCCAAAUCUAGAAAGUUUAGUUCAUAUGGACACUAGCCAGUGGUUGUGGAUAACCAUUUACUUGAUGUAAAGAACUUAAUUUCAGUAUAAACUGGCUCUGGGCAGCAUUGGUGAUGCUGCGUCCCGAGUUGUAGCUGCUGUCAUUGUGAAUAUUAAUUGAGAUGGUGAAACAUGGUGUCCAGUUUUCUGUUUCUUUUUUUUUUUUUCAAGUGGAAAAGUUAACUAAAUGGUUGACACCACAAAUUG